GCCUAAAUCUGACACGUACUAUUACCCCCGUGGCAACUACCCAGGGUCGGUGACAGCCAGAGCCGGGCGAUGCCCCCAGCCGACGGGUGGACAGAGGCGCCAUCAGGUUUCUUGGAGUCUCUGCGGAGCCCCUGGGCCAGACCCCGUAGUGAAGGCUGCAGGAUCUUCCUUCCAGCCCCAGAAGCUCUGGUUGAGUCCACGGACCCGCCUGGCCUCAGGGUACCGGGAAGAGCGGAGUUGUCAGCAGGAGAGCCUGAAGGUUGAGGCUCAGCGGGACAAUGCCAGCCAACCGGAGCUCUCCCCAGUGGUCCCCAGCCCUGGCUGCAGAGGGACAUGGCAGUGUGUGUGAGGUGUCAUUCGAGGAUGUGACUGUGGACUUCAGCAGGGAGGAGUGGCAGCACUUGGACCCUGCUCAGAAGCUCCUGUACCGGGAUGUGACACUGGAGAACUAUAGCCACCUGCGCUCAGUGGGGUACCAAGUUCCCAAACCAGAGGUCAUCUUCAAGUUGGAGCAAGGAGAGGGGCCAUGGACGUUGGAAGAGGAAACCCCACAUCAGAGCUGCUCAGAUGAGGAUAAUGGGCAAACCCAACAACAGAGAAUUUCUGAAGAAGUUUCAUUACACUGUGAGAAAUUUGGUCAGUCCAUAGGAAAAGAUUCAUUGUGUUCCAUUUUAGAAGAACUGUGGCAAGAUAAUGACCGGCUAGAGAGAUAUCAAGAAAACCAAAAUAACCCUUUAAGUCAUGUGAAAGUAUUGAUUAAGGAGAGGGGCUAUGAAUGUGAAAACAUUGAAAAAAUAAUUCACGUGAGUACCAGGCUUGUUCCUUCCAUUAAAAGACUCCAUAACUAUGACACAUUUGGAAAGAGUUUGAAGCAUACUUUAAACUUACAUAAUCAUAAUAAAAGCAAUGCAACAAAGAACUUUGAUAAGAUUUUUAGAAAUGGUAACAAUUUUGCCCAUAGCUCUUCCUCUACUAAGAAUGAGAAUGCUAAUACAGGAGCAAACUCCUGUGAACUUAAUCAAUGUGAAAAACAUCUUGGCCACAAACAAGUUCUCACCCACCAUCAGAAAAUUCAUACUGAAGAGAAACUUUAUGUGUGUACCCAAUACGUACAGACAUUCACCCAAAAGUCACAUCUUUUUGAGCAUCAGAGAAUUCAUGCUGGAGAAAAAUCCCAUGAAUGCAACAAGCGUGAGAAUGUCUUCACUCAGAAGCCGCAAACUGAGGUACCUCAAAGUGUUUACACAAGAGAGAAACCUUUUAUAUGUACUCAAUGUGGGAAGGCCUUUACACUCAGGUCAAACCUCAUUACACAUCAGAAAAUUCAUACUGGGCAGAAACCCUAUAAAUGCAGUGAAUGUGGAAAAGCCUUUUUCCACAGAUCAUAUCUCUUUAGACAUAUGAGAAUUCAUACAGGAGAAAAACCUUAUGAAUGCAGUGAAUGUGGAAGAGGCUUCUCCCAGAAUUCUGACCUCAAUAUACAUCAGAAAACUCAUACUGGAGAGAAACACUAUGCAUGCAGUGAAUGCGGGAAAGCCUUCACAAGAAAAUCAGCACUCAGGAUGCAUCAAAGAAUUCACACAGGAGAGAAACCUUAUGUGUGCAAUGAAUGUGGGAAGGCCUUCAUCCAGAAAUCCCAUUUCAAUACACAUCAGAGAAUUCAUACUGGAGAAAAACCUUAUGAAUGCAGUGACUGUGGGAAAUCGUUCAUUAAGAAAUCACAACUCCAUGUGCAUCAAAGAAUUCAUACAGGAGAAAAACCUUAUAUAUGUACAGAAUGUGGAAAGGUCUUUACUCAUAGGACAAAUCUCACUACACAUCAGAAAACUCAUACUGGAGAGAAACCGUAUAUGUGUGCCGAAUGUGGAAAGGCUUUCAGCGAUCAGUCAAAUCUCAUUAAACACCAGAAAACUCAUACUGGAGAGAAACCCUAUAAAUGCAAUGGCUGUGGAAAGGCCUUCAUAUGGAAGUCACGCCUCAAAAUACAUCAGAAAUCUCAUAUUGGAGAGAGACACUAUGAAUGCAAUGAAUGUGGGAAAGCCUUUAUCCAGAAAUCAACACUCAGUGUGCAUCAGAGAAUCCAUACAGGAGAGAAACCCUAUGCUUGUCCUGAAUGUGGGAAGGCCUUCAUCCAGAAAUCACACUUCAUUGCACAUCAUAGAAUUCAUACUGGAGAGAAGCCUUAUGAAUGCAGUGACUGUGGGAAAUGCUUCACGAAGAAGUCACAACUCCGGGUGCAUCAGAAAAUUCACACAGGAGAGAAACCCAAUAUAUGUGCUGAAUGUGGAAAGGCCUUCACUGACAGGUCAAAUCUCAUAACACACCAGAAAAUCCAUACUAGAGAGAAACCCUAUAAAUGCAGUGACUGUGGAAAAGCCUUCACCUGGAAGUCACGCCUCACUAUCCAUCAGAAAUCUCAUACUGGAGAGAGACACUAUGAAUGCAGUAAAUGUGGGAAAGCUUUCAUCCAGAAAGCAACACUAAGUUUGCAUCAGAUAAUUCAUACAGGGAAGAAACCUUAUGCUUGUACAGAAUGUCAGAAGGCCUUCACUGACAGGUCAAAUCUCAUUAAACACCAGAAAACUCAUAGUGGAGAAAAACUCUAUAAAGCCAGUGACUGAAAAUGCCUUCAGCUGGAAAUCACAACUGGAUAUGCAUCAGCUGUCUCAUAGUGGAGAGACGAGGAGUGCCUGAUGCAUCAAUCAUUGUGCAAGGGGAGUAGAUAUGACAGACUACAAACAGCCUAAGUGAACAGAAGGCAAACAAAGCCAAGUAUCCUUCAGUCAGGUGGAAUACAAGUUGAUAUGCAAUUAUAUGCAUAGGGAGACACUUAGAUAAAGCAUUUGAGCAAUAGCCCUGUUUGGUUUUAUGAUUCACACAGGUACUCUCAAUCUCCUGCAAAUGGUAGAAAUAGAGACCCCAGGAGAUGACUUGUAAUCUCCUGUGUUUCACUUUUUGGAUAAAGGGCUUUAUAAAUUCAGCACUGAUUUGUCCUUCAUACCUUGGGAUGUAAAAGUCCUCAAUACUGGCCAAUAUUUUUUUUCAAAUUUCUAGGGUGGGGAGAAGAGUAUUCAUUGUUCUAACACCUCUGGGGCACUGAAGUACAGGCAAAAACCAAUUUGGGAAUGUAUAAUAGAUCUAUGAGUAGAAGCCAGAAGUUUUUGUUAUCAUUGACAUUUAAGACAGAAAAUAUUGUCCUAAGGAACUGUUCUUUCUCUUCCCUUUGAGAAGUCACCAUGGUAUAUUUUUUAAAAAUUAAAUAGAAUUUUUAAACUUAAAGUCUGACUUUAUGCAUUGGCAAAUUAAGCAUAGCUCUAGCCUAUGUUACAGGAAUAGAGUUAUUAAAUGUUACACACACCUAAAGGUGGAAAAUUUUCCCUCAUUAAUUCUAUGCUGUGGCAGCAGGUGAUUCGCACUCGAAAAUGGUAGGCAUACCUUCUAACCUGUACCCCAAAAGCUAUCAAUCAUUUAUGUAAGCUGCAGACCAUAAACUUCCUAUCCCCUUAGUAACUGACCCUAAGACAAUGAAACUGAGCCACAGCACUCUGGACUUCCCAUCUCAUCCACUGAAGCUUCUGCUUUCUUUGGGAUUUCUGUUUGAAAAACAAUGGUUAAGAAAUUGGAUUUCAGGGCUUCCCUGGUGGCGCAGUGGCUGAGAGUCCGCCUGCCGAUGCAGGGGACACGGGUUCAUGCCCCGGUCUGGGAAGAUCCCACAUGCCAUGCAGCGGCUAGGCGCGUGAGCCAUGGCCGCUGAGCCUGCGCGUCCGGAGCCUGUGCUCUGCAACGGGAGAGGCCACAACAGUGAGAGGCCUGUGUAAUGCAAAAAAAAAAAUAAAUAAAUAAAUAAAAGAAAUUGGAUUUCAAUACAUAAAACUUUGGUGGUUUUUCUUCCAAUUUAGUUAAUUUGAUAUAUUCAUUUUCUACAUGCAUAUUAAGAGUAAUUUUGUGUAGAUUGCUAUGGGAUAAAGUCAUGUUGCAUUGUAGUUUUUUAGCCUAAGAUAUGAUUAUAGUUUAUUAUAGUUGAAUAACUGGAAGACUUCUCUAGAAAGAACACUGCUUUUUUUAAAGCACUGAUAUAUAAACACUUUCUUGAUUUCAAUUAAAUGUUUUUGCAAUACUCAUAAGAAAGGGGCUUUCUUUCUAGCAUGUAAUUUUAUUUGGUUUUUAAACCUUUUUAUUAAAGUAUAAUGCAUACAGAAAAUGCAUAUAUCAUAAGCAUAAAGCUUAAUGAGUUCUCACAAACUGAACACUGAUCAAGAAACAGAACAUGACCAGCACCCCAGAAAAACUCCCUGUGCUCCCUUCCAGGCCUUACUGUCCACCUACCCCACCAGGUAAACACUACCCUGACUUAAAUAGCUUUGUCUGCUCGGUAUUUUAUAUAAAUUGAGUCAAACAAUUAUAUUUCAUAUUUUGGUAAUAUACUCUUUAAGUGUCUAUCUUCUUUCAUUCACAUUGUAAAUAUGAUAUUCGUCCAUAUUGUUAAAUGCAGUUAUGGAUAAUUCAUUCUUAUUGUCAUGUUAUAUUCCAUUCUGUGACUACUGUACAAUAUAUUUAUCCAUUCUAUUGUUAAUGGACAUUUGUGUUGUUUGCAGCUUGGGGCUAUUGGGAAUAGUGCUACUAUAAAUACUUUAGUACCUAUCUAUUGGUGAACAUAUUUAUGAACUUCUGUUAGGUAUAUAUCUAGGAGUUGAACUGCCAGGCUAUAUGGUGUCCAUUCUCAGCUAGUUUAUAAAACUACUUUUCCAAAGUGGCUUCGCCAAUGUACACUCCCACCAGCACAGUAUAUGAGUUCUAUUUGCUCCACAUCCUUGUCAACACUUGGUAUUUUCCAUCAUUUUUACUGUAGCCAUUAUGGUGGAUGUAUAGUGAUAUCUCAGUGUGAUUUGAUUUUUAUUUCCUUAUCCUGCAAUCCCACCAUCUUCCCAAGACAGUUGACUGAUAUCUCAGAUCUGAAACCCAGGCAUGGCUCUCAUGUGACUGUACCAUUUUACAUCUCACCAGCAAUAGUAAGCAAUUAGUAACUUUAAAUCUUUCCACACAAAAAUGCCCAAAGCUUGAUGGUUUAACUGGUUAAUUGCAUUAAACAUUUGAGGAGAAAUAAUGCCAACACUCCACAAAAUCUUUCAGAAAAUAGAGGAGGAAGGAACACUCCCCAACUCUAUGAGGCCAGUAUCACCCUGAUACUUAAGCCAUACAAACACACCACAAGAAAAUAAAACUACAGACCAACAUUCCUCAUGAACAUAGAUGUAAAAAUCUUCAACAAAAUAUUAGCAAAAUGAAUCCAGCAACAUAUAAAAGGUUUAUGCAUCAUGACCAAGUGGGGUUUAUUCCAGUGAUAUAAGGCUGCUUCAACAUUCAAAAAUCAGUCAACGCAAUUUACCAUAUUAUAUAUACAAGGUAAAGAAGAAAAAUCACAUGAUCUAAAAAUUCAAUACAACUUUAUCAAAUUUCCAGCAGACUUUGUUCCCCAGAAAUUGAUAAGCUAAUCGUAAUAUUUAUAUAGAAAUAGAAAAGACCAAGAUUAGCAAACAGGAAUUUGCCAAAAAGCAAAGUGGAAGGACAGUAACCUCCCAAUUUCAAAACUAUAGAACUGCAGUAAUCAAGACAGUAUGGUACGGGCAUGGGGAUAGAGACAUAGAUCAAUGGAACAGAACAGAGAGUCUAGGAAUAAACCCUGAUACUUACGGUAAAAAUAUUUUUUACAAAAGUGUGAAGGCAAUUCAUUGGGGAAAGAAAAGUCUUUUCAACAUUUGGUGCAAGAAUAAUUUCAUAUCCACAUGCAAAAAGAUGAAUUUAAAUCUUACUUCACACCAUACUAAAACUUAACAAAGAAAUGGAUCAGAUAUGUAAAUAUAAAAGCUAAAACUAUAAAAGUUUUAGCAAAAAACAUAGGAGAAAAAUCUCUGUGACCUUGUGCUAGGCAAGGAAUUCUUAAGUAAGGCACCAAGAGCAUGAUCCAUAAAGAAAAAAUGAUAAGUUAGACUUCAUCAAAAUGAAAAAUGUUUAAACUUCAAAAGGUACCAUUAAGAAAAUGAAAAGACAAAGCACAGACAGGGAGAAAACACUUGUAAAUCAUUUACCUGAUAAAGGACUUGUAUCCAGAAUAUAUACAGAACACUUACAACUCAAUAAAAAGAGGACAAGCAACCCAGUUUAAAAUUAGGCUGAAGAUUUGAAGAGAUAUUUCACCAAAAAAUAUACACAAAUAAGCACAUGAAGAGAUGCCCAACAUCAUUAGUCAUUAGAGAAUUUCUAACUAAAACCACAAUGAAAUACCACUUUAUAUGUACUAAAACUGCUAAAAUUUAAAAAAACAAUUAUAACAAAUGUUGGCAAGGAUAUGGAGAAUCAGGAACUUUCCUACAUUUCUGAUAUGACUGCAUUAAAAUGGUAUAGCCAUUUUGGAGAAAUUUGGCAGUUUCUUAAAAAGUUGAUCAUAAAUUUACUAGAGGACCCAGUACUGCCAUUCAUAUUAUCUACCCAAAAGAUAUGUAAUGUUUUCAUGCAAACACUUAUACUCAAAUAUUCAUAACAGCAUUAUUCAUACAAGACAAAAAGUGGAGACAAUCCAAAUGUCCAUCAACCAGCAAGUAGAUAAACAAAAUGUGGUAUAUUCAGCAAUAAAAAAGAACAAAUACUAAUAAAUACUACAGCAUGAACUGUUCAACUGUGGAUGAACUUCAAAAAUAUGCUAAGUGAAAGAAGUGAGACACAAAGGAUCUAGUAUUGUAUUUGCCUAUUGUGUUUAUAUGAAAUGUCCGCAAAAGUAAAAUUUACAGAGAUCUGUAGAUUAGUGGUUGUCUGGGUGUGAGAAUGGGAAUCGUCAUUAACUGUUAAUUAGUACAAGGAAUCUUAUUGGGGUGAUUAAAAUGUUAUAGAACUUGAUUGUGAUGAUGGUUGCACAACUAGGUAAAUUUAAUAAAGGUCAUUGAGGUGAUCCUUAAUUCCAUUCCUGUUUAAACAUCUGGGUUCCCUGCCAUAACAUCUGUUGCCACCCAUAUCUAGAAUGAAGUGGUGUCUUGGGGCCUGUUGUACAUUUAAGAAUAAACUUUUGUUUUUUUAAAAAAGGUCAUUGAACUGUACAAUUUAAAUAUGGAUCC
Messenger RNA from Physeter macrocephalus (sperm whale), 7106 nucleotides. RefSeq names its product zinc finger protein 41 (gene ZNF41). Gene Ontology annotation, biological process: regulation of transcription by RNA polymerase II. NCBI's taxonomy places the organism in Eukaryota, Metazoa, Chordata, Mammalia, Artiodactyla, Physeteridae. Gene Ontology annotation, molecular function: RNA polymerase II cis-regulatory region sequence-specific DNA binding; DNA-binding transcription factor activity. The coding region runs from base 279 to 2621 and encodes 780 amino acids. The transcript has 5 exons. The record is from RefSeq and is a predicted model, not a curated record.